UGUCCGCCCAGGAGGAGGCGAGAUGGCGGCGUCUGGGGGUCGCGCGUGUGUGCGCUCGCUUCGUGGAGGUGUGCUGUGGCGGAGCAGCCCCUGUCACUAUGAAUCUACUGCCACACGCCAUUUUCUGGGGACCUUACAGAAAUUGCCUCUUCAGGCAGGUGUCAGAAAUUUCCAUACUGCUCCUGUCCGAUCCUUGUUCCUCCUGCGCCCUGUGCCCAUCCUGUUGGCAACAGGUGGAGGGUAUGCUGGGUACCGGCAGUAUGAGAAGUACAGGGAACGGAAGCUUGAGAAGCUGGGCUUGGAGAUCCCGCCCAAACUUGCUAGUCACUGGGAGGUAUCCCUGUAUAAAUCUGUGCCAACGCGUUUGCUGUCACGUGCCUGUGGUCGCCUCAACCAAGUAGAACUUCCUUACUGGCUCCNGAGGCCAGUCUACAGCCUGUAUAUCUGGACCUUUGGGGUGAACAUGACUGAGGCUGCAGUGGAGGACCUGCACCACUACCGCAACCUCAGCGAGUUCUUCCGGCGUAAGCUGAAGCCUCAGGCACGGCCUGUCUGCGGUUUGCACUGUGUGACCAGCCCAUCAGGUUGUCUAUAGGCAAGGGUUCUUCACUUUGGGCAGGUGAAGAACUCUGAGGUGGAGCAGGUAAAGGGUGUAACCUACUCCUUGGAGUCCUUCCUGGGCCCUCGAGCCAGUACAGAGGACCUGCCCUUCCCUCCAGCUUCCUCCAGUGACUCCUUCAGAAACCAGCUGGUUCCCCGGGAAGGGAAUGAGCUCUACCACUGUGUCAUCUACCUGGCCCCAGGAGACUACCACUGCUUCCACUCCCCCACUGACUGGACCAUCUCACAUCGGCGCCACUUCCCAGGUUCCCUGAUGUCAGUGAACCCUGGCAUGGCCCGAUGGAUCAAAGAGCUCUUUUGUCACAAUGAGCGUGUAGUCCUAACUGGAGACUGGAAACAUGGGUUCUUCUCGUUGACAGCAGUGGGAGCCACCAAUGUGGGCUCUAUCUGUAUCCACUUUGACCAAGACUUGCACACAAACAGCCCCAGGUACAGCAAGGGCUCCUACAAUGACCUGAGCUUUGUAACACACGCCAACAAGGAGGGCAUUCCCAUGCNCAAGGGUGAGCCCCUGGGCGAGUUCAAUCUUGGCUCCACCAUCGUGCUCAUCUUCGAGGCACCCAAGGACUUCAACUUCAGGCUGAAGGCAGGGCAGAAGAUCCGCUUUGGGGAAGCACUGGGCUCCCUCUAGUCCUCUUGGUUGUGGCUGCCAAGGGAUCUUUCCAAACAGGAGCAUGAGGGUCUUCAGCAGAGCCUCAGGCUGUCUGGGUGAGGGGCACUGCGGGGCUGACCUUAUAAGACCUGAAUGAUGUGUUCCUGCCUGUCCAUGGGUGCAGAGGAGAGGUUCUGGGUCUCUCAGGACCUAGACCCCUUUCCAGAGUAUGGGUGGGUGUGAUUUGACCCCAAAGUCACUUUCAGGGGUGCUUUAAAUUUUUGUACAAGCCAGAGCCUCCUACCUCUAACUCCUGGCUGUGUACUACCACACCCUCUAGCUGUGCCCCCACCUGUCACAGGACUCUUUCACUGUGCACAGGGUGAGGUGCCUGCUGGGCACAGACUGUGGAUCCACUGUCUUCCUAGAGCAGGCCACAUGGCCUUCAUAACUGCUUUCUGCUCCCAAAUUUCACCCGUCUGCAUGCUGGAAAAGUAAAGUCAUUUAUAUAUUGCUGAA
Mus caroli (Ryukyu mouse) is the source of this 1732-nucleotide messenger RNA. Its product is annotated as phosphatidylserine decarboxylase proenzyme, mitochondrial. Gene Ontology annotation, biological process: phosphatidylethanolamine biosynthetic process. The record is from RefSeq and is a predicted model, not a curated record. Gene Ontology annotation, cellular component: mitochondrion. Lineage: Eukaryota; Metazoa; Chordata; Mammalia; Rodentia; Muridae. Gene Ontology annotation, molecular function: phosphatidylserine decarboxylase activity.